UGCAUCUCUUUCUUGGCCAUGUAAAUUUGUUGUCAUUGCCUGGGAGCUUUUUGGAGCAAACCUGCAAUGCAAUGGCGUCCUCCAAUGUGCGCGACAAAGCUUUACAGCUUAUGAAGCUUGUUACCUCUGCAUCCUGCAGAUGUCCUGCCCACUCCCAAGCAUUUAGUGCAGGCCACAGACUUGGCUCUUCAGCAGCAAAUAAACAGCCAGAAAAAGAGUAUGCAUUUGAGAUGGCUAGCUCCAGUAUAAGGUUUGGUGAAGGUGUUACAAGAGAGGUUGGCAUGGAUUUCAAGAAUCUGGGGGUCAGAAAGGUCUGCUUGAUAACUGAUUCAAAGCUUGCAAGACUCCCACCAGUAGAGCAAGCUGUGGAGUCUCUAGUAACUCAUGGUGUAAACCAUGAGGUUUAUGAUAAAACCAGGAUUGAACCUACUGAUGCAAGUUUUAAAGACUGCAUUGCUUUUGCCAAGGCAGGGCAGUUUGACUCAUUUCUGGCUGUUGGAGGUGGAUCUGUUAUAGACACAGCAAAGGCUGCCAAUUUAUAUCUGUCACACCCUGACAAUGACUUCCUUGACUUUGUCAAUGCUCCUGUUGGCAAGGGAUUGCCUGUUACUAGACCAGUCAAACCGCUCAUUGCAAUUCCAACUACUGCUGGCACAGGAAGUGAAACAACAGGAGUCGCAAUCUUUGACUACCAACCAUUGAAUGCAAAAACAGGAAUAGCUAACAGAGCUAUUCGACCCAUGUUGGGUAUUGUUGAUCCACUUCACACCUUGCAUAUGCCAGAGCGUGUCACAGCUAACAGUGGAUUUGAUGUCUUGUGCCAUGCAAUCGAGUCGUUCACUGCCAUUCCUUAUAAGGAGCGUGGUCCGUGUCCUCCUAACCCUAAUAUGCGACCUGCCUACCAGGGCAGUAAUCCUGUUAGCGAUGUAUGGUCUAGACACGCCCUCAGCAUUAUACACAAGUACAUGAAAAGGUCUGUUCGAGACCCACAUGAUUUGGAGGCGCGGUCGCAGAUGCACCUGGCCAGUGUUUACGCGGGAAUUGGGUUUGGAAACGCAGGUGUACAUUUGUGCCAUGGUAUGUCUUACCCCAUAUCAGGCCUUGUAAAGUCGUACAAGGCAAAAGAUUACGACCCAAGUCACCCCAUAGUGCCUCACGGUCUGUCUGUGGUGGUGACAGCUCCCGCAGUUUUUCGGUUUACAGCGCCUUCCUGUCCCGACAGGCACAUUGAGGCGGCCCGUCUUAUGGGCGCAGACACGAGUAACGUCAAGCAAGCAGACGCCGGUCCUCUACUUGCCGACACUCUGCUCGAGUUCAUGCAUUCUCUAGACGUCGAUGACGGGCUUCAAGCGUUCGGUUACUCCACAGCAGAUAUCCCGAACCUAGUCAAGGGGACAAUACCACAACACAGGGUCACUAAACUAGCCCCAGCAGGGGCCCCUGGGGAAGAAGAACUCGCAAGGCUGUUUGAAGACUCCUUGUCGUUGUACUGAGUUGGGGUGAUGUCAAUAAAGACAUCUCGAGCUCCUUCUGGCCGCCGUGCCUACAGAGCAACAACAAUCAGCCGAUGUUCAUCCAGAGACAGUAUACAACCUUUCUAAUACUCAGGUCUCCCUAUAAUUCAUUCCUUGACCACCACUACUCAAUUGUACAGUUAUAAUAAAAUAUACAUUCUGAUAUUGUUUAUUAUAAAACAGAUCUACAUUAAAAUGUCAAUUACAUUUUUA
This is a messenger RNA of Nematostella vectensis (starlet sea anemone), 1727 nucleotides long. Its product is annotated as hydroxyacid-oxoacid transhydrogenase, mitochondrial. Bases 72 to 1493 code for a protein of 473 amino acids. The record is from RefSeq and is a predicted model, not a curated record. Gene Ontology annotation, molecular function: metal ion binding; alcohol dehydrogenase (NAD+) activity. The transcript has 16 exons. Lineage: Eukaryota; Metazoa; Cnidaria; Anthozoa; Actiniaria; Edwardsiidae. Gene Ontology annotation, cellular component: mitochondrion.